UCCAUAUGCAUGGGGUAAGUUCUCCCUGACUUCGAUGGCAUGGUCUGGCUGGUACUGAUGCGAGCAUUAGCAUUCCUUCAGCUGUCGUACAGAGCGUGGGCAACAGCAGCUUCAAUUACACGAACCCAGUUACGUCGCGAUGUCGUAAGCGCUGGCAGUCUAGGGCAACAAAUGGUGAUACGAUGGGUGACAUUCCACACACUAGUCUCUUUUUUCGAGUCAUCUCCAUUGCUGUCCUUCCUCGUAGAUUUGUUUGCUUGUUUGCUGUCGUAGAUCACACGCUGGGUGGGACUCAAAUUCGAUUUGAUUGCAAAGCGACGCAGA
Messenger RNA from Suillus subalutaceus, 324 nucleotides. RefSeq lists its product as uncharacterized. The record is from RefSeq and is a predicted model, not a curated record. The transcript has a single exon. NCBI's taxonomy places the organism in Eukaryota, Fungi, Basidiomycota, Agaricomycetes, Boletales, Suillaceae. The coding region runs from base 40 to 273 and encodes 77 amino acids.